Messenger RNA from Clarias gariepinus (North African catfish), 719 nucleotides. Its product is annotated as protein CutA homolog. Gene Ontology annotation, biological process: response to metal ion. The record is from RefSeq and is a predicted model, not a curated record. NCBI's taxonomy places the organism in Eukaryota, Metazoa, Chordata, Actinopteri, Siluriformes, Clariidae. The transcript has 7 exons. Gene Ontology annotation, molecular function: copper ion binding. Bases 29 to 514 code for a protein of 161 amino acids.
UUCAGACCAGCUGGAAGCUCACACCUGCAUGUCGCUCGUACAGGCGAUGCAGUUUGGACUGCCACCUGCAGAGACAGUGCAAGGAAGAUACUUAAGAGCUUUCUGUGUGACGGUGUUUCUGAGUGUGUUGAUGCUCCCGCUGCUGAGGACUGUGGGAUUGCGUGCGUUUUCAAUGGCGACCGAAGCGUAUUCCUCUGGUACUCACUCUGCAGCCUUCGUCACCUGCCCCAAUGACACGGUGGCCAAAGACCUGGCCAGAGGGAUAGUGGAGAAGAAGCUGGCAGCGUGCGUGAACAUUGUGCCCAAAAUCACAUCAGUAUAUGAAUGGCAAGGCAAGAUUGAAGAAGACAGUGAAGUGUUGCUGAUGAUUAAGACACGGACUACAAAGAUCUCAGCACUUGCUGAAUAUGUUAGGUCUAAUCACCCGUACGAAGUGGCCGAGGUCAUUAGCUUGCCCAUUGAUCAGGGAAACCCUCCCUACCUGAAGUGGAUUGGAGACAUUGUGCCUGAAUAAAUACGCAAAAUCACAGAACUUUUAAAAAAUUCUCCACAAGUCCAGGGAAAUGGACAAUUUUUCUGUACGUUUGUUAAGGAGGCAUGAAUCUCGGUUUAUUUUGAUAUGGAAAUGUUAGCAGAUCUACUGAUUUCUGCACUAAUAAUGUAUAGCUGUUACUUUAAAUCCUGUCAGUUUCAAUUGAAUAAAACGCUGUUGUAAAAAG